Messenger RNA from Benincasa hispida (wax gourd), 764 nucleotides. RefSeq lists its product as uncharacterized. NCBI's taxonomy places the organism in Eukaryota, Viridiplantae, Streptophyta, Magnoliopsida, Cucurbitales, Cucurbitaceae. The record is from RefSeq and is a predicted model, not a curated record.
UUGCCUUAUCUACUACUGACCAAUAGAUAUCAAUAACCAUACUCUUCAGAAGUCCCAAGCGAUAUCCUCUUUGACAGUCUGUUUAAACAUUAGAAAUGAUUCGCACAAGAGACUCGGAACAUUGAAAAUUCUAAUAUCAUAAACUCCCUCAUAUGGUAAUGUGAGAUUGAAAAACAAUGGCACAUUCACUAUCUUCUAUAUCGGCCACAGCCAAUGUCACAGCCGCCCUCUCACGCUCUACCCGAAUCAGCGGCAUGCAAUGCUCUAAUCAAAGGCUUCCAAAUCUGCAAACUCGCAGUAAUGCUUGUAAUAGAACUCCAUGUAGCCAUCUCAUCUCUCGCAGAAAUGCUUUCUUGAUCCUGACAGGGGCAAUACUAGGACUGAAUGUGGUUGACCGGAGUGCGGAGGCGGCUGCGAGAAGGCCACCACCACCUCCACCACAAGAGAAGAAGGACCCAAAUCUGAGUGGGGUUCAGGCAAAAGUGUUAGCUAGUAAAAAGAGGAAGGAAGCCCUGAAAGAAGCUACGGCCAAGCUAAGAGCGAAAGGGAAGCCAGUUGACCAACCCCCACCUGAAUAAUUUCUCUGAAACCAUAAACUUUUUGAUGUUUUUAAUCCUUCUGAAUAAAGAGUGCAUAUUAUAUUAACAACUCCGAUAUUCGUUUGUGAAGUAAGAUGUGAUUAAGGCUAUGUUGCCACUCUAUUGAUUGUAUUGUACUCUAUUUUAUGAGUUUCAAGGGCCUAAUGUGAUUAGAGUUAUUAUAAA